Molecule: messenger RNA, 4901 nt
Organism: Schistosoma margrebowiei
Lineage: Eukaryota; Metazoa; Platyhelminthes; Trematoda; Strigeidida; Schistosomatidae
Source: the annotation of a GenBank genome assembly
GUGGUUCAAAGCUGUCUCUUCGGAAUGUCGGUUGGUUUGGAUUUCCAGGAGUCUCGGUUGAGGUCGAUAGUCGGUAUGUCUUCUAUAUCAGCAGAUUGGAUAAAAAUAAAAGUACUACAGAACCUUUCGAAAGUGGCAAUUAUAAAAAGGCACUCCAAGAGGCAAAUAAAAUUCUUAAAAAAACACCAAAUUGCACGUCAGCAAAGGCACUUAAAGCACUUACACUCCAUAGAUCUGGGAAAAUUACUGAAGCCAAUCUGCUAGCUGACGAACUCAUUAAGUCAUACCCCACUGAUGAGUCUACACUUAAUGUCAUCAUGUGUUAUUUCCGAAAAACUGGACAGGGCGAAAAAAUAGCUGAGUUCUUAAAACGAUCUCUUGAAAAGUCACCUAACAGAGAAGAUUUGUUGGUCUGUUUAUUCCUUCAUCAUGUUCAGGAAAGGAACUUUUCUGCACAACAAGCAACUGCUAGGCUUCUUUUACAAAAAUUCCCGUCAAGUGCGUUCAACUACUGGGUUAUAAUGAGCACAAUAAUGCAAGCCGAGUCAAAUCCUAUAAUGGGACAUCGCAUGUAUUUGCCGCUGGCGGAGAAGAUGCUAAUCAGGGAAGCCGAGAACGGAAAAAUGUCUAGACAUUCUGAGCUUCAGUUGUUAAUAGAAUUACUUGCUCGCCUUCAAAAGCAUGAAGAAGCUUACAAACUUCUUUGUCGAAAAGACAUUACAGAUCGUAUAGAUAACGAGGACUACAUUUGCGAUUACUCUUCGAUGAAGCUCAGUUUGUUAGCUCAUUUGGACAUAUGGGAUGAUCUUUAUGAGUUGGCGAAAUCCCAAACACAAAUCAACCCAGACGACUGGACACCAUGGAAAAAACUAAUUGAGACGUCUUUAAAAGACAUGCAGCGGUAAUGCGUUAAUAAUUUUGUUUUUAUCGCUUCGUAAUCAAAAUACAUCACGCAUUAUAUCUUGUUGGUGUGGUCAAUACAGUCUUAAUCAAGUUUGUUCCAUUUUGCUUUUAAACUUAAUUGUUGUGGUCCAGGUUGUGACUUUUGGGUUCAGUACCAAUAGACUCCGGCUUCACCAAAUCUUCAAAUUGGUAAUAUUUCCAAAAGAGAUCUAAAUUUCACUAACCUGUAUUCUUUUUGUACGUCUUACCGUAGCACAACAAGAAUUAUUCUGCUACCAAAUUCCAUGUGUCCCCCCUUGCUUCAGUCAAGUACAUAGUAUAUUCCCCACUAAAAGUAUCCCAUAAAACCUACAUUAAUCACAAUGUGAUGGAUUAGAGUUAGCUUAAAGAGAUGAUUCAUCUGCUUACUCAUGCUUACGUCCUUUUCUUAUCAGGAUUGUCUCCUGGAUCAACUGUGAAUGUAUGCAGUAAAUUCUUCAGAAUACGAUUAAGUUGUAAUUGUUCGAAAAUCACACUUGUAAAGGUCCUUUCAAUAUCUUUCUGGGUAUGUAUACGGUCUUUAAUAAACGACCUGAAACUUGUUGCUGACAAAUAUCUGUUCAUGUAGCAACACUUUGGAGAAAAGAAAGUAGUAAGGGAAAUAAGUUGUGAAAAGAAUCUCAAUGUAAGUGAGCAACCGAAAUUAGGUCUAUAUUUUAUACACUGAAGAAACUUAUUCUUUUUGGGGCCAAUGAUCAUAGACAUCGGAAUGUAAUUUGAAGCCAGUCCCACUCCGAUUCCGCUUCGUUUACUCAGUGUACUAUUCAGAAGUAUGUAGGUUCAAACCAGUGUUUUAACUCAUACAGUGAUGGAUCUGUCAGUUCACUAAAAGUAUAUAAACAUGUAAUACAUAUUUGCGCGAAAUUGUACUCUAGUGACGACUGAUCCCGAUGUGCAAUCAAUAUGUGCUUAGAGUUCUAUCGUUUCGUUAUUCUUUGUAUUUUAAAUAAAAUAAAUAACAAUCUAUAGCAGUAAUUUAUAUUAGGUUUUGUGCAUUUUAAGUAAGCCCGAGUUACAAUACGUAAUUUGGUUUCCACUUUAUUUUUAAAAAAACCUGUUUAAUACAUUGUAAUCUCUUCAUUAUUCUUCCCCCUAUUAGCUUAGCAUAUGACAUGUGGUCAUGGGUUAUUUGCAUCUGACAGUUUAGAAACAAAUUUAUCAGAUAUCUUUUUUAUAUUCGAGAAACAGGAAAUUGCCCCGGGGUAUUUAGUUAUAUGCACCAAUAGUGUUUAAGACCAUUUGUGUAGUAACCUUUAUUCUAGCUACUGUUUACGGAUGGAUUCUGUUAAUUGGUGCUAAUCAACGUUCAACACGUCUCUGCAUUUGCCGUUUCUGUUACAUUAGACGUUGAAUGAGCUUGCAACCGUUUUUUACUUCGAUUUGUUUUAAACACUGUUUGGUACUCAUUUACUAUUAGUUUAAUAGAAGAUAAAUGAGCAGCCAAUUUUUUUUCCAUAAAAUAGUGUAGAAAAAGUUAUGUCGUUAAUCGACAUCGCCAUAACGAAUCAUCCUUAUAGUCGUGGUCCGCAAUUGGCGCGUUUGGAUAUGUAUGCGAACCUGUUACAGUUGGGAAUGCAUCUUGUUUAUAAUCAUAAUCCAUUGACAUUCUUGGAGGAUUACUUUAAUACAUUCUCUCAUAAGCCCAUAUGUUCUAUGGAUUUGGCUUACCUUUUACGUAUGGUUUUACCAAAUGUGGAUGAUCAAAUCAAGUAUAUUAAUUUUGUUAUGGAGGUUGCUGAGACUGAUCUGAACUUCACAAACAAAGAAGAUAAGACUAUUUAUCGUCAUCUGUGCGCUCACCAGAUAGCACGUGCUAAUAAUCAAGGAGCUUCUUUACAGUCAUUACUUCGUUACUACUUUGGAUAUGCCCCAGAUCGUAGUGAAGUUCUACUAAAGAAGUUAAAAGAUGUUGCUGUUAAUAAUGAAACAACACCUAGUGACCUUUACCCAGUUGAUGGAUUUUUGCUAUUAUCUUUAUCCUCGCUUUUGGAAACAUCCUCUCCGGCUUAUGAGUGUUCCUUCUCUCUUGGGACUGGACUUCUUUCUCUUUACUGGAUUUAUAUAAUCGGAUUAGAACAUACAAAUCUUAAUCACCAUUUGCGCAUAAAAUUGUGUAAUUUGUACUCUUCAGAUUUUCUUAAUUGUCCUGAACUUAUAUUGCCCCAGUUAGACAAACUUGAAAUCAAGCAGUUGCUGUUCCUUUCACUAGGGCAUUUAAUUGUAAAACCCUCUCCAUCAUUGGCCAUGUGUACAAGUAUAGUGGCUACACAGUCACAAGUUGACGAUAGUAGUUCUAUACAUAGUCUUUAUCAGAAGAUUAUAACACUUUCCAACAGUAUGGUCACGGAAGCGGAGGAGUUUUUAGUUGCUGCAUAUCGAAAACAUGCCUAUACAAAAGUUCGUGAAUUCACACAAUUUAUCAGCCAACUUCAUAAUGCUGACGUGUUUCUAACUGUCCGUGUUGAAAUGCUUCAUUGGCAGUUGAUUGUUUCACAACAUGACUUUGAUACACUUCUUGAGCAACUCGGUCAGGCUCAAAUUAGUAUUGAUAAUGUUACAAAACAACUUCCGAUGAUUGUUGAUUGCCGGGACUUCUCAGUCACACCGAACUUUGAUCAAUAUGAACGAGUUGAAAACGUUCGAUUGUCAUUUGACCAUUUGAAAUCAUGGUUAAAUCUCCGUUGUUUAACUCUAAAUGCUAUUGUCAAUGCAACUUCCCUUGUAAUGUCAAUUGUAAAAGUUGAGCAUUAUAUGAUUUCCGAAAGUCAGCAUGAAAUUGCAGAGAACGUACCACCAGAAUCUGUCAAAAUUUUAAACAGUCUGCUAUCGACAAUGAAUGAUCUGGAUUCACAUACCAAAGAACCAUCUACAAGAGAAUUAAGCAAUUUUAAAUUACUAUCAUGGAGUGUUAUGGUAAAACGUGAUCAAAUACUCAAAACAUUCCCUGAUUUGCCAGAUGUAUCAUCCGCUUCAUUAUAUUGCUACGGACCAUACCGAAGGGUUUUAUCUAUCGGUAUUGAACUUAUAUUAGGACUUCAUGGUCUGGUUUCCCAAAACCUCUCUGCUUUUACUAAGAAAUCCAUGGACUAUCUUCUUCAGUCCUUGUAUGAAUCCUUUUUGUCUGGACAGCUUACUUCUGAAGAUACAGACAUACCAAAGGUUUAUCCAGCUAUAAAUACUUCUUUACUAUCUUCACCAAAAGACGAACAUUUGCCUAACGGGAUUUCUAGUGAUAACGAUUUUGUUCAUCCUGGUGGUGUUUUGUUAAUCCUGACAAUGUUUUAUGAAAGUAUUUCUUUGGCAACUUUGCUAGUAUCAAUGAUUCAAAGUGCCUUACGUCCUAGGAGUCAUUAUCAUCAUGAAAUAAAUAAAUAUCAAAAGAGAAAGAAUAAAAAAGAUAAAGUAAUAAACACUAAUUCAAAUCAUUCUCCAAUUCUCAGUUUGUUAGACAAUUUCGCUGUUGGUUUAUACUAUACUACAACGAAAUUGGUAACUAUUACUGAUCAAUUGAUAGAGGUUACCGAUUGUUGGUCUACUUGGUGUCAUGAUGUUUCAUGUAAAGAAUUUCAAUUGAUUGCUUCAAAUGCUUGUACACAUGUUCUGUCUGAAGAUUUCUUAGUACAGUAUCCUGUGCUAAGACCACCUAAUUGUGCUUUUGAAGAGCUCAGUAACGUCUACGAGAAAAGUUUCAAUCGAAUUGCAGCUGGUCUUCGUGUAAAAUCGUCUUGUCUUCAAAAUAUAACAACUGAAUUAGCCGUAUAUCAGUCUAGAACCCAUGAAAUAGUGUCUGUUCAGAAUUCAAAUUCUUCACCUUAACGAAUUAAUAUUUCAACUUGGCCAAUAUCCUUUAUUUUUAACAAAAUUCUGAGAUGUGUCUUGUUGCUGAAAAUGUGCAUUUGUAAUCUGUGACUUGUAAUUUCUCUAACAGUUGUAUUAAUUUCAAUAGUAGUAUGUUGGAG